Molecule: messenger RNA, 2007 nt
Organism: Erinaceus europaeus (western European hedgehog)
Lineage: Eukaryota; Metazoa; Chordata; Mammalia; Eulipotyphla; Erinaceidae
Product: VPS41 subunit of HOPS complex
Exons: 19
Coding region: 16-1815 (599 amino acids)
Biological process (GO): cellular response to starvation; protein targeting to vacuole; endosomal vesicle fusion
Cellular component (GO): late endosome; HOPS complex
Molecular function (GO): protein binding
Source: RefSeq, a predicted model, not a curated record
GUUAAUGAUGAAUCUAUGUUCCUUUUGUUUACAGUGGCUCAGUUUGAAACUGAAUUCUACAUCAGUGGACUUGCCCCACUCUGUGAUCAGCUUGUCGUGCUUUCCUAUGUGAAGGAGGUUGCAGAAAAAACGGAGAGAGAAUACUGUGCCAGGCCUAGAUUGGAUAUAAUCCAGCCACUUUCUGAGACUUGUGAAGAGAUCUCUUCCGAUGCUCUGACGGUCAGAGGCUUUCAGGAAAAUGAAUGUAGAGAUUAUCACUUAGAACAUUCUGAAGGAGAAUCACUUUUUUACAUCGUGAGUCCAAGAGAUGUUGUAGUGGCUAAGGAACGAGACCAAGAUGACCACAUUGACUGGCUCCUCGAAAAGAAGAAAUAUGAGGAAGCUUUGAUGGCAGCUGAAAUUAGCCAAAAGAACAUUAAAAGGCAUAAAAUUCUGGAUAUUGGCUUGGCGUAUAUAAACCACCUGGUGGAGAAAGGAGACUAUGACAUAGCGGCGAGAAAAUGUCAGAAAAUUCUUGGGAAAAAUGCAGCACUCUGGGAAUAUGAAGUUUAUAAAUUUAAAGAAAUUGGACAGCUUAAGGCUAUUAGUCCUUAUUUGCCGAGAGGGGAUCCAGUUCUGAAACCACUUAUCUAUGAAAUGAUCUUACACGAAUUUUUGGAAAGUGAUUAUGAGGGCUUUGCCACACUGAUCCAAGAAUGGCCCGGAGAUCUGUACAAUAACUCAGUAAUAGUCCAAGCAGUCCGGGAUCACCUGAAGAAAGAUAGUCAGAACAGGACCUUACUUAAAACCCUGGCAGAACUGUAUACCUAUGACAAAAAUUAUGGCAAUGCUUUAGAAAUAUAUUUAACUUUAAGACAUAAGGACGUUUUCCAGUUGAUCCACAAGCAUAACCUUUUCAGUUCUAUCAAGGAUAAAAUUGUUCUAUUAAUGGAUUUUGACUCAGAGAAAGCUGUUGACAUGCUUUUGGACAAUGAAGAUAAAAUUUCAAUUAAGAAGGUAGUAGAAGAAUUAGAAGACAGACCUGAGUUGCAGCACGUGUAUUUACAUAAGCUGUUCAAAAGAGAUCAUCACAAGGGGCAGCGCUAUCAUGAAAAACAGAUCAGCCUUUACGCGGAAUAUGAUCGGCCAAAUUUACUUCCAUUCCUCCGAGAAAGUACCCACUGCCCACUUGAAAAGGCUCUUGAGAUCUGCCAGCAGAGAAACUUUGUAGAAGAGACAGUUUAUCUUCUGAGCCGGAUGGGCAAUAGCCGAAGUGCCUUGAAGAUGAUCAUGGAAGAAUUACAUGAUGUGGAUAAAGCAAUUGAAUUUGCCAAGGAGCAGGAUGAUGGAGAACUCUGGGAAGAUCUUAUUUUAUAUUCCAUUGACAAACCACCAUUCAUUACUGGCUUGUUAAACAAUAUUGGCACACAUGUUGACCCGAUUCUACUCAUUCAUCGCAUUAAGGAAGGAAUGGAGAUUCCCAAUUUGAGAGAUUCCUUGGUUAAAAUUCUUCAAGACUAUAACUUGCAAAUUCUGCUUCGUGAAGGCUGCAAGAAGAUUCUGGUAGCUGACUCUCUGUCCUUACUGAAGAAAAUGCACCGCACGCAAAUGAAAGGUGUUCUGGUUGACGAGGAAAACAUCUGUGAAUCCUGCCUUUCCCCUAUUCUCCCGUCAGAUGCAGCUAAGCCCUUCAGCGUGGUGGUCUUUCAUUGCCGCCACAUGUUCCACAGGGAGUGCCUGCCAGUACCCAGCACGAACUCUCCUGCGCAGUUUUGCAACAUCUGCAGCGCCAAGCACCGUGGACCAGGAGGUGCCAUUUUGGAGAUAAAAAAAUAGCUGGGUUUCACUCGUUUGUCUCUCCACUGCUCUCUGAGAGACUGUGUCUGUAACACGCAGUGUUGGUUGGCAGCAAUGCUGUUAGAAAGGCUUAUGCGUAUUUAUAUCAUGCUCCCCCCAAGAGAUUUGUUCACCUCUGCCUAUCCACAAGAGGCUUGUCUUUGCAAUGGAUAAAGAACUUGGAGGUCCCCA